CAUUUGUCAAAGCGUAGGAGUGGUUCAGAGAACUACUGUCACACCUCGACAGUUAUCAGUUAUGAAUCAUUUCCAGAUAAACAAGUAGAAAUUUUUACUUUUGCUUUGUGAGUAAUAGAGUGUGAGCCGUAGAGAUUUUUAUUGAAAGAAUCACCAGUAAGUCGAUUUCGUUUGUAUACAGUGUAAAAGAAAGCUCAAUCCACCAUGACUGACCAUUUUGGCUUAAAAUGGGACCCCAAAAACUUAGAGAUAAGAACAAUGUCAGUAGAAAAAACACUAGAACCCUUGGUUUUACAAGUAACUACACUUGUAAAUACAAAGGGACCUAGCAAAAAGAAGAAGGGUAAAUCUAAACGUGCCAAUGCUCUUGUUAGCACCGUUGAAAAAGCCACCGAAAAUUUCAUUGAAAAGGGUGAACAGAUAGCAUAUGAAAACCCUGAUAUAACUGAAGAAAUGUUAGCAGCUGUAGAAGAAGUACGGAAAACAGGGAAUGCCAUGAGUAUGGCAGCAAGAGAAUUUUCUGAAGAUCCCUGUUCCUCGCUCAAAAGAGGAAACAUGGUGCGCGCAGCUAGAAAUUUAUUGUCAGCGGUGACUAGACUACUAAUCCUUGCUGACAUGGUCGAUGUACAUUUGUUGCUCAAAUCCCUACAUGUGGUAGAAAACGAUUUAGAAAAACUGAAAAAUGCUUCAAGUCAUGGGGAACUCCUGGACAACAUAAAAACUUUUGGCCAGAAUGCCAACGAGCUUAUGAAUCAGGCAGCUAAACGACAACAGGAACUAAAAGACCCUCAGUUAAGAGAUGAUCUUGCUGCAGCUAGAGCAGUGCUUAAGAAACACUCCACCAUGCUGUUAACAGCAUCAAAAGUUUACGUACGUCAUCCAGAACUGGCAGCUGCUAAAGCAAACAGAGAUUAUGUUUUGAAACAAGUAUGUGAAGCUGUCAAUACGAUCAAUGAUGUUGCCCAAGGACGGACUCCACAACCUACUUCUGGACCAUACGAUGGACCAGGCGAAUUAGCUGCAGCUUUAGACGAUUUUGAUGAUCAUAUGGUAAUGGAGCCUUUAGCGUAUAAUGAAGUACACACAAGACCCUCUUUAGAAGAAAGAUUAGAAAGCAUUAUUAGUGGUGCUGCUCUAAUGGCAGACUCCAGCUGCACUAGAGACGAGAGGCGUGAGAGAAUUGUAGCUGAAUGUAAUGCGGUCCGGCAAGCUUUGCAGGAUUUAUUAUCAGAAUACAUGACUAAUAUGGGAAAUAAAGAUAAAAGUGAAAGUUUAGGCAGAGCCAUAGACAACAUGGGCAGAAAAACUAAAGAUUUACGAAGACAGCUACGUAAAGCUGUCGUUGAUCACGUGUCAGACAGUUUCUUGGAUACAAACAUUCCGCUGUUAGUCCUUAUUAAAGCAGCUCAAAAUGGGAACGAGAAAGAAGUAGAAGAGUAUGCCGUUGUGUUUACAGAACACUCUAACAAAUUGGUAGAAGUUGCGAACCUUGUGUGCAGCAUGUCGAAUAAUGAGGAUGGUGUGAAAAUGGUUCGUUAUGCUGCUGCUCAAAUUGACAAUCUUUGUCCCGAAGUAAUAAAUGCUGCACGUAUUCUUGUUGCGAGACCUCGCAGCAAAGUUGCUCAAGAAAACAUGGAUGCUUUUAAACAAUCUUGGGAGAACCAAGUUCGUAUUCUCACAGAGGCUGUGGAUGAUAUCACGACCAUAGAUGAUUUUCUGGCUGUUUCUGAAAACCAUAUUUUAGAAGAUGUCAACAAAUGUGUCCUAGCCCUUCAAGAAGGUGACGCUGAUACAUUAGAUCGUACGGCCAGUGGUAUUCGCGGUCGUUCUAACAGGGUAUGCAAUGUUGUGACUGCCGAAAUGGAUAAUUACGAUCCUUGUAUCUAUACAAAAUGUGUUUUGGAAGCGGUAAAGGUUCUUAAUGAUCAAGUAAUGCCGAAAUUUACACAACGAGUUCAAGUUGCCGUACAAGCUUUAGGCAGUAAUCCUCCAAAAGAAGUGGAUGAGAACGAUUUUAUCGAUGCUUCAAGGCUGGUAUACGAUGGUGUGAGGGAAAUAAGAAGGGCUGUUCUGAUGAAUAGGGCUGAUGAAGAUCUGGAUCCGGAAGAUGUUGAGCUUGACGAAAACUACACUUUAGAAACAAGAAGCAAAUCAAGUGCACAUACAGGUGAACAUGGUGUGGAUGAAUAUCCAGAUAUCAGUGGAAUUACAACUGCUAGAGAAGCUAUGGGUAAAAUGCCAGAAGAAGACAAACAGAAGAUUCUGCAACAGGUGGAGUUCUUCCGCAGCGAAAAACUCAAAUUUGACCGCGAAGUAGCAAAAUGGGACGACACUGGAAACGAUAUAAUAGUUCUUGCGAAACACAUGUGCAUGAUCAUGAUGGAAAUGACAGACUUCACAAGGGGUCGAGGCCCACUGAAGACAACUAUGGAUGUCAUCAAUGCUGCCAAGAAGAUUUCUGAAGCUGGUACAAAAUUGGAUAAACUCACUAGACAAAUUGCUGAGCAGUGCCCGGAAAGUUCCACUAAGAAAGAUUUGUUAGCAUAUUUGCAACGUAUCGCUCUCUAUUGCCACCAAAUGAAUAUUACUUCUAAAGUAAAGGCUGACGUACAAAAUAUUAGUGGAGAAUUGAUUGUAUCAGGGUUGGAUAGCGCUACUUCUCUUAUCCAAGCAGCUAAAAAUUUGAUGAAUGCCGUUGUUCUCACUGUAAAGGCUUCAUAUGUUGCAUCCACUAAAUACCCCAGACAGGCCACUGUUGCUUCGCCUAUUGUUGUAUGGAAGAUGAAAGCUCCAGAAAAGAAACCAUUAGUGAGACCGGAAAAACCAGAAGAAGUUCGUGCCAAAGUAAGGAAGGGAUCGCAGAAGAAGGUUCAAAACCCUAUUCAUGCGCUUUCUGAAUUCCAGAGUCCAACAGAGUCUGUUUAAAAAAGCUUAAUAUAUUUUAUAUUUACGAAUAUAUGUAAUACUUAUUAGUGUCUCUUUAAAUACGACACAUCGACUUGACUAUUUUCCAUGGUAUUCCUAUCUUUGCAUUUACUUACACAUAAGGGUAUAAAUAUGUAGGGUUUGUUUUGAAAUUAUAGCAAAUAUCCUACGGUAAUAUUAUUUAGUAUUUUUUUAUUUAUGUAUUUUUAUUACGGUAUUAUUUACACAAUUACACUUUAUUCCUUUAUUAGUUUAGAGCUUCUAUUGUUUACAUAAUUUCUAUGUAUUUUAUGUUUUCCUUUAUACCAAAUAAACACAAUUUUUAAAUAAA
Molecule: messenger RNA, 3256 nt
Organism: Anoplophora glabripennis (Asian longhorned beetle)
Lineage: Eukaryota; Metazoa; Arthropoda; Insecta; Coleoptera; Cerambycidae
Product: catenin alpha
Exons: 11
Coding region: 205-2925 (906 amino acids)
Biological process (GO): cell migration; cell-cell adhesion
Cellular component (GO): catenin complex; actin cytoskeleton; adherens junction
Molecular function (GO): actin filament binding; beta-catenin binding; cadherin binding
Source: RefSeq, a predicted model, not a curated record